Molecule: messenger RNA, 2473 nt
Organism: Apis dorsata (giant honeybee)
Lineage: Eukaryota; Metazoa; Arthropoda; Insecta; Hymenoptera; Apidae
Product: cilia- and flagella-associated protein 206-like
Exons: 12
Coding region: 292-1632 (446 amino acids)
Biological process (GO): regulation of cilium beat frequency
Cellular component (GO): axoneme; ciliary basal body
Source: RefSeq, a predicted model, not a curated record
ACAAUAUUAAAAAUUCAAUUAUAUUUUGCAAAACACUAUCAUGCUAGAGAUGAAGUCGUUAAACGAUACAGAUUGCGAUUGCAUCAAAAAAGUGGACCAUUAGUUGCGGAAAUUUGUAAAACUGAAAAAAUUGCAAAUAAACAGGAAUUUGAAAAAUUGUAUCAAAAGAUAUUGACGGUCAUCACUAUUUUAAGUGGUCUUGGAAAUCCUACUGUAAUUGGAGUAAUUCAAGAAGUUUCAACAACAUUGAGAAGUAUUUUUCAACCUUUGGAAUUGGAACACUAUGUAAAGAUGUCUAAACGUGAGAAGGAAGAACAGCUAAUGGAAUUAAUGUGCAUAGUCGCAGGAAUACGAUUGUUUAACAGAGAUUGCCAACGUGGAGGAGAAGGGAUUGACGAUUUACCUGCCAUUUUGCAAAAAGCUAUAAAAAAAAGUCGCGAAAUUAUUAUGGAAUUUUUAGAACAUUUAAUGACAAAAAUAUACAAAUUCACUGCAAUUAUAGAAAAGAUAUGUUUUGUAAAAGAAUUACCAAUUAAUAUUUUUUCAAAAAUGAAUAUAGAAUGGGCAAUUGAAAUGUUAACAGUAUGCCGGCAACAAGAGAUUUAUAUUAGAAAAUUGUUAAGUGACAUAGAUCGUAGCGAAAAAGAGGUUCAAAAUUAUCUAGAACGUCUUCAAAAACGCUUCUUUAAACUUCAUGACACUGUGAGGUAUAAAACUGCGAUUCCUAGUACUGAAGUAUAUCCACAAUUCAUCGAUUUAACUGAUAUAUGGAUGGGACUUCAAGAUGAAGUGAUUAUAAUAAGUGGUAUUAACAACUUUUUUUGGGAAUUUCAAACUUUGACUACAAAGAAUUACGUGAACACAUUCAAUGAAACAUUAAUCGUGGAUAUGCUGUCCGACAGAAAAGUACUUACAGAUGCUGAAAGAUUAGAAUUAUCGAUGGGUGAAUUAAUAGACGAAUGUGGCCAAUGUACUAUUUAUUAUCCUAACGAUACUGUGGAUUUCGAGAACAUAAAUUUAGAGUUUUUAGGAUUUUGCGCAUGGAUGUUUAUUAGAAAAGGAGUAUUAAUCCCGGGAAAUCCGAAUAAUGGUGUCGUUAAAUGGAAAGGAAAAUAUUAUGUAUUUUGUACGAUCGAGGCAGCGAAAGAAUUUGGAAAAGAUCCUGAUAGAUACGUUUACGAAGGUCUUGAUUUUAUACGCAAUCAUUUUGAGUACGUAUAUUUGUUUCAAGUAUAUGAUGAUGUUCGAGCUUUACAAACUCAAGAAAUGAUAUCAGAACAAGGUCCCGAGUUAAAAAUUUGUAACCAUCAAAUGGUUCAAACAGAUUUGCAUAUACUUCCAUCAUUCAUCGAUAAGAAUUAUUCUUCGAAUAUCUGGGAAUUAAGAAAUAAAGCGUUACAUUUAGCAACAAUAAGUCGAUAUAAAACACGCAGCACUCAAACGCAUAAAUCCAACUUCAGAUACGGUGUUUAUGUACAAGCAGCUCCGCCUCGAGACAAAGAAGUUCAAACAAGAAGAGAUAAUUACACGAAUACAAAGAAACUCUUAACUUAUAUCUUUGGUCUACGGGGGAGGAACGAUGAUAAUCAACAUGUACUAUCUUUCUUGGAAACCGAACUGAAACACUUAUGAAUAAUAUAUCAUAUAUAAAUUUUGCAUUAACCUUAAAGGAUGUAUUGGAUAGGUGUCCGAAGGUAUUCACGAUAGAAUGAAGCUACAAAGAGCACUCUUAAAAAAAAAUGAAAGCAAUAUCUUUUUAAUGAUGUUUUCAAAUACAUUCACGAAAUAUCUUGGCAUAACCUGUACUUUUUUUUUCAUUUAGAAAACAAACUGGUAUUAUUAUAAUUUACUUCGUAACACGCGUAAUAUUUUCAUUAUCGUCAAAUGUUUGCAAUGAUUUCUUCGUGGCUUCCAUUAAUUUAGGCCAGCAUUCAUUAAUUUAUAUUCAAAAUACACAAAUUUUUCCAUACAACGAGAUGUGUAUAUCCACACUAGGAUUCCGCAUCUCGCAUCAUCAAUCUAUCUUACUUUCUACAAUUCAACAUUGCGCAAUGCUGCGCAUACUGUGAUCUUUAAUAUGCAUGCAUCAUACUUUUACUGAAUACAUCACUUUACCAUUAAAUCUUAAGAGUUAGGUCAAUUUUUUACACCAAGAAACCUAUAUUACGACAAUAAUUAGUAAUUACACGAUAAUACAAUUAAAUUUCGCUUAAUAAUAAUUUCAGUGUAUAAUGUAACAAUUAUACAGAAGAGGUACAGGAUGUUGAUUUUUCGCAUCGUCGUUCUCUUAAUUCUUAUCAUACUUUUUUUUUAACUUACCACAUAUCUUUUCCCAUUCUCUCUUUCUCUCCUUUGUUUGAAAAAUUGUCCCUUUGUUACAUCCAUUUUCAGAAAGUAACCAAUAUUAAAAUAAAAAGAUGAAAAUAUCGUGUGAUUUUUGGGCGGCAAUAGUGAUUUAGAAAAAAAAAAAAAA